UUAAUGCAAUCUUUGACCUCUUGGCACUUUGUCCGCCUUGGCAUUCAAUACUCGACCUGGCGGCUUAACAACCACCACGAACUCAACGGCAGCCCAUCCAUCAAUUCAAGACUCUCCUCUCUCCAUUGCAGAUGUUUCAACCCAAUGCCAAUUAUUAUAUCUACCAUUACCCAUGGAAAUCAAAGAAGUGAAUCCUCUGCUAGAUCUUUUAUGUUGAAUUCAACUUGAUCAGUAGAAGAGGUUGCAGAAUGGAUUCAUCCUAUCAAAAUCAUGGCUUCUUCUUCUUCCUUGGAGUACUCGUCUCCUCAUAUGCCACCGUGAAAGCUUCCAAGUGCGAACCGACAUGCGCCGACUCGUCUGUCUCCUUCCCCUUUGGCUUUUCCAGGGGAUGCCCAAUUCGGCUGACCUGCUCCGCGGCCGGAGAGAUGCAGCUCGGCGGAUAUCGCGUCAGAAACAUAACGUCCGAGAUGGUCGUACUGGACGUGCCCCCGGUCUGCAACCGCUCCGUCGGCGACGCUGCCAGGGGGCUCUUCGGGAGACACCACGCCGCCACUUCCAACAACGCUCUGUUUCUGCGGGGAUGCCAGACGGAGGGCAGCGCCGAUUGCAAAAUCUCCACCGAGAUCAUUUCGCGCCGGCUGAACCUGCCCAGCUGCGGCCCUCAGGGCGACAACAUCACCUGCUUCCCCAGCAACAAGAUCGACGAACUCCUGCCGACAAACGAGUUAACCAAGAACACGGGAAACUGCAAGUUCCUGUUGACAGCGGUCCGGUACAAGAAGGACGACGUGGGACAGGACUCGCUCGUGUUCGGCGAGGUCGAGGUCGGAUGGUGGCUCGACGGCGAGUGCAGCUGUGCGAACAACGCCGGAUGCACGCGCGUGCGUCCGCCACAGCCCGCGACCAGAGGUAGGGAGUCCAAAGGCUUUCGGUGCAGUUGCCGCGAGGGAUUCAUCGGUGACGGAUUCGCCCAAGGCCAUGGUUGCAGAAGAGUAGAAAAGUGCAGUCUUCCAGGCUCUUGCAAGGGCAGUUCCAACGUCCGCGUUCUGGUGGGAGGGAUUGCGGCGGGAGUGUCGCUGUUACUUGGCCUAGCAUUCCUCUGCCGCCGCAUCCGGCAGCGCCUUACGAUCUGCAAAGGGGAGGAAACCACGCAGCGCCUCCUCUCCCAAACAUCCUGCGACGUGGCCGUCUACUCGCUGAAGGACGUCCUAGCCGCCACCGGCAACUUCUCAGACGCCUCCAAAAUCGGCGUCGGCGCCUACGCCACUGUCUACGUCGGCAAAUUCUCCCAAACCGGCCUCGUUGCCAUCAAAAGGCUCAAGCACCCCGAUGUAGAUAACUCCGAGAACGUUAUCAACGAGGUCAAGCUCAUCUCCUCCGUCGCCCACCCCAACCUCGUGCACCUUCUCGGAUGCUGCAUCGAAGGCGGCGAGCACAUCCUCGUCUACGAAUUCGUGCCCAACGGCACCCUGUCGCAGCACCUCCACCGCCAACGCGGCGAGGGCCUCCCGUGGCCGGCCCGCGUCUCCAUCGCGGCGGAAACGGCCAGCGCCGUCGCGCACCUCCACGGGGCCGUGCGGCCGCCGAUCUACCACCGGGACAUCAAGUCGAGCAACAUUUUGCUGGACUACGACCUGCGGCCGAAGCUGUCGGACUUCGGGCUGUCGAGGGCGGGCAUACCGUUGGAGGAUGAAUCGCUGCCGUCGCACAUCUCGACGGCGCCGCAGGGGACGCCGGGGUACGUCGAUCCGCAGUACCACCAGAACUUCCACCUCUCCGACAAGAGCGACGUGUACAGCUUCGGCGUCGUGCUGGCGGAGAUGCUGACGGCCAUGAAGGUCGUGGACUUUCGUCGAGUGCCUGAGAGGGAGGUGAACCUGGCGUUGCUGGCGGUCAAUGCCAUAGGGAAAGGGCAGGUGGAGGACAUCGUCGACCCGUUCAUCAAAGGGAACUGGGACGAUGCAACGAAGGUCUCGAUGGGGAAGGUUGCGGAACUGGCAUUCCGAUGCCUGGAGUUCCAUCAGGAGGUGAGGCCGUCAAUGGCGGAGGUGGCGGAGGAGUUGGAAAGGAUUAGGAAGGGGCUGAAGAGGUCUCAAGCGGGCGGCUCGGAGAGAAUGGAGGUGGAGAAGGCCGAGUUAUCGGCCAUUUUGGCAUCUCCGGUUUCAGUGCACGAGUACCAAUUGGGCAGUAGCGAGCAGAGCUGCUCUUCAAAUGGCUCCAUGACCAUGAGCAAUCCAAAAGACUAAGAUUUCUUCUAAUAAGAUUUUUUUUUUCUUUUUAGUUUUGUUACAAUAUUUAUGUUUAGUGAUCUAUGCAAAUCAUUGGAGAAUAUGUUUCAUCUUGUUUAUUUUUCAACUUUCAGUAUUCUUCAGUAAGUUGAGCAAAAUUCUAUUUAGCCUUUUAAAUCUCAAGC
This is a messenger RNA of Zingiber officinale, 2413 nucleotides long. Its product is annotated as wall-associated receptor kinase-like 14. Gene Ontology annotation, molecular function: protein kinase activity; ATP binding. Gene Ontology annotation, biological process: protein phosphorylation. The record is from RefSeq and is a predicted model, not a curated record. Bases 249 to 2246 code for a protein of 665 amino acids. NCBI's taxonomy places the organism in Eukaryota, Viridiplantae, Streptophyta, Magnoliopsida, Zingiberales, Zingiberaceae. The transcript has 3 exons.